CACAAUCGACUGGAAGAAGCUGUGGCUCUCUCCACGCCGAAUGCGGUUCCGCGUGCUGCAAGCGGGCGCACGCGCCACAGCGGCCCUCCUGCGCCACAGCAUGGCUGGCUGCGAAUCGUGUCAUUUGCUAGCCCCUUGGCCAGUGCCAGCCAAACCCACGGGGAUUCAGCCAUUUUCAUCCUCCCUUGCGAUCCUCACUUCCUCCGUCCUUCUGCAGGCUCACUGCUCUCUUGGAGCCGGAUCGGUCCUCUCUGGGGAUUCAAUGCCGGCCGCUGGACUUCACCCUCGUUGAAUUUCCACCGCGACCGGGCCUGCAGUGGCGAAUCUCGUUUCGACCGGCUGUCCUCUGCUCGCAUGUCAACCGGGAUUGACAGCCGACAGAACAUUGGUUGGAAUCAUUCGGACUUCUCUUCGAAUCCCCGAAGACGGUCUGCUUCCCUCUCUUCCAAAGCCGCCGCGGCUUCCGUUGAGAACCCCAGACACUCCGAGAAGUCGCCCAGGAACACUUCGUCGAGCCGUCGCAAUUCCGUCAUGAUGGCGCAGUCUCAGAGAUCGCGAAUUUUCAAGACGGGUGCGAUCGUCACUGCGGUGUUGCUGUUGCUGCUCUACGUUUCAUCCUCGAGAAGGUCGGUCCCGGUGCUUGUUAAGGAGCAACCACCCAACGUUCCCUCUUCGGUGACUACGAAGUGCACCAAGCCUCAUGACCCGUCCAAACCCCUGAUCCAAUACGCAUUGAUGAUUGAUGCCGGUAGCACUGGAUCUCGGAUUCAUGUGUAUCGAUUCAACAACUGCGGCCCCGCUCCGGAACUCGAGCAUGAGGAGUUCCAGAUGACUGAGAAGAAGAAGGGCGGAUCGGGACUCAGCUCCUACAAGGAAGAUGCUGAAGGCGCUGCCAGGAGCCUGGACCCUCUAAUGGAAGUGGCCAUGAGGACUGUCCCGGAUGAGUACAAGGCCUGCUCGCCUAUCGCAGUGAAGGCGACCGCCGGUCUGAGAAUGCUCGGUCCGGAGAUGAGUGAGAAGAUCUUGGAGGCAGUACGGCACCGUUUGGAGACGGUCUACCCCUUCCCCGUCGUCUCAAGAGAGAAGGGCGGUGUCGAGAUCAUGGACGGCAAGGAUGAGGGCGUCUAUGCAUGGAUCACGACCAACUAUCUUCUUGGUAAAAUUGGAGGACCUGAAGAGACACCUACCGCAGCUGUCUUCGACCUGGGUGGUGGUUCGACCCAGAUUGUCUUCCAGCCGAAUUUUAACAGCAAGGCCGGCGGGAUGCCCGAGAAAAUGGCAGAUGGAGACCACAAAUACUCCCUUCAAUUCGGUGGACGCGAGUUCGAGCUGUACCAGCACUCUCACCUCGGCUACGGUCUUAUGGCGGCGCGUGAGGCCAUUCACAAGGCUGUCGUGGAAGCCAAGCUGGCCUUGAGUCCUAAGGAUUUGUCCUGGGUCAAGCAGCCGAUCCCGAACCCAUGCAUUGGGCCUGGCAUGGAGCGCCAGGUGAAUCUGACCUUCGACCAGGACCACCCCCUCGGCCCCGAGAUCACGGUGACGAUGGUGGGCCCCAAGGAACUGUCGGCACCGGCACAGUGCCGCGGCCUGGCCGAGAAGAUCCUGCACAAGGAUGCCGAGUGCAAGCUGGCGCCGUGCUCGUUCAACGGGGUGCAUCAGCCGUCACUGGAGAAGACGUUUGCCAAGGAAGACGUGUACAUCUUUUCGUACUUCUACGAUCGGACCAAGCCGCUCGGGAUGCCCGAGUCGUUCACAUUGGAAGAGCUGCACCGUCUGACGCAGAACGUCUGCGGCGGGGAAGACACCUGGGGUGUUUUCGAGGGCGUCGAGGGUGCUCUGGAAGCACUGCGCGACCGUCCGGAGUGGUGUCUGGACCUCAACUUCAUGCUGGGGCUCCUGCAUACGGGGUAUGAGAUGCCGCUGUCUCGGGAGGUGAAGAUUGCGAAGAAGAUCAAGGGCAAUGAGCUUGGCUGGUGUCUGGGAGCGAGCUUGCCUCUCCUGGAACAAAACUCAGGCUGGACCUGCCGCGUCAAGGAAGUAUCAUAG
Messenger RNA from Rasamsonia emersonii CBS 393.64, 2046 nucleotides. Its product is annotated as Guanosine-diphosphatase. Gene Ontology annotation, biological process: protein N-linked glycosylation; nucleoside diphosphate catabolic process. The annotation marks the transcript as partial. Gene Ontology annotation, cellular component: Golgi apparatus; membrane. Gene Ontology annotation, molecular function: GDP phosphatase activity; UDP phosphatase activity. NCBI's taxonomy places the organism in Eukaryota, Fungi, Ascomycota, Eurotiomycetes, Eurotiales, Trichocomaceae. The transcript is spliced from 3 exons. The record is from RefSeq and is a predicted model, not a curated record.